GGGUGCAGAGGUGCCGCCGCCGCCGCGAGCCAGUCGGGAGCGCGCGAGGCGCGGGGAGCCUGGGACCAGGAGCGAGAGCCGCCUACCUGCAGCCGCCGCCCACGGCACGGCAGCCACCAUGGCGCUCCUGCUGUGCUUCGUGCUCCUGUGCGGAGUAGUGGAUUUCGCCAGAAGUUUGAGUAUCACUACUCCUGAAGAGAUGAUUGAAAAAGCCAAAGGGGAAACUGCCUAUCUGCCAUGCAAAUUUACGCUUAGUCCCGAAGACCAGGGACCUCUGGACAUCGAGUGGCUGAUAUCACCAGCUGAUAAUCAGAAGGUGGAUCAAGUGAUUAUUUUAUAUUCUGGAGACAAAAUUUAUGAUGACUACUAUCCAGAUCUGAAAGGCCGAGUACAUUUUACGAGUAAUGAUCUCAAAUCUGGUGAUGCAUCAAUAAAUGUAACGAAUUUACAGCUGUCAGAUAUUGGCACAUAUCAGUGCAAAGUGAAAAAAGCUCCUGGUGUUGCAAAUAAGAAGAUUCAUCUGGUAGUUCUUGUUAAGCCUUCAGGUGCGAGAUGUUACGUUGAUGGAUCAGAAGAAAUUGGAAGUGACUUUAAGAUAAAAUGUGAACCAAAAGAAGGUUCACUUCCAUUACAGUAUGAGUGGCAAAAAUUGUCUGACUCACAGAAAAUGCCCACUUCAUGGUUAGCAGAAAUGACUUCGUCUGUUAUAUCUGUAAAAAAUGCCUCUUCUGAGUACUCUGGGACAUACAGCUGUACAGUCAGAAACAGAGUGGGCUCUGAUCAGUGCCUGUUGCGUCUAAACGUUGUCCCUCCUUCAAAUAAAGCUGGACUAAUUGCAGGAGCCAUUAUAGGAACUUUGCUUGCUCUAGCGCUCAUUGGGCUUAUCAUCUUUUGCUGUCGUAAAAAGCGCAGAGAAGAAAAAUAUGAAAAGGAAGUUCAUCACGAUAUCAGGGAAGAUGUGCCGCCUCCAAAGAGCCGUACGUCCACUGCCAGAAGCUACAUCGGCAGUAAUCAUUCAUCCCUGGGGUCCAUGUCUCCUUCCAACAUGGAAGGAUAUUCCAAGACUCAGUAUAACCAAGUACCAAGUGAAGACUUUGAACGCACUCCUCAGAGUCCGACUCUCCCACCUGCUAAGUUCAAGUACCCUUACAAGACUGAUGGAAUUACAGUUGUAUAAAUAUGGACUACUGAAGAAUCUGAAGUAUUGUAUUCUUUGACUUUAUUUUAGGCCUCUAGUAAAGACUUAAAUGUUUUUUAAAAAAAGCACAAGGCACAGAGACUAGAGCAGCUGUAAGAACACAUCUACUUUAUGCAAUGGCAUUAGACAUGUAAGUCAGAUGUCAUGUCAAAAUUAGUACGAGCCAAAUUCUUGGUUAAAAAACCCUAUGAUGUAUAGUGACACUGAUAGUUAAAAGAUGUUUUAUUAUAUUUUCAAUAACUACCACUAACAAAUUUUUAACUUUUCAUAUGCAUAUUUUGAUAUGUGGUCUUUUAGGAAAAGUAUGGUUAAUAGUUGAUUUUUCAAAGGAAAUUUUAAAAUUCUUACAUUCUGUUUAAUGUUUUUGCUAUUUAGUUAAAUACAUUGAAGGGAAAUACCCCUGUUCUUUUCCCCUUUUAUGCACACAACAGAAACACGCGUUGUCAUGCCUCAAACUAUUUUUUAUUUGCAACUACAUGAUUUCACACAAUUCUCUUAAACAACGACAUAAAAUAGAUUUCCUUGUAUAUAAAUAACUUACAUACGCUCCAUAAAGUAAAUGCUCAAAGGUGCUAGAACAAAUCGUCCACUUCUACAGUGUUCUCGUAUCCAACAGAGUUGAUACACAAUAUAUAAAUACUCAAGUCCAAUAUUAAAAACUUAGGCACUUGACUAACUUUAAUAAAAUUUCUCAAACUAUAUCAAUAUAUCUAAAGUGCAUAUAUUUUUUAAGAAAGAUUAUUCUCAAUAACUUCUAUAAAAAUAAGUUUGAUGGUUUGGCCCAUCUAACUUCACUACUAUUAGUAAGAACUUUUAACUUUUAAUGUGUAGUAAGGUUUAUUCUACCUUUUUCUCAACAUGACACCAACACAAUCAAAAACGAAGUUAGUGAGGUGCUAACAUGUGAGGAUUAAUCCAGUGAUUCCGGUCACAAUGCAUUCCAGGAGGAGGUACCCAUGUCACUGGAAUUGGGCGAUAUGGUUUAUUUUUCCUUCCCUGAUUUGGAUAACCAAAUGGAACAGGAGGAGGAUAGUGAUUCUGAUGGCCAUUCCCUCGAUACAUUCCUGGCUUUUUUCUGGGCAAAGGGUGCCACAUUGGAAGAGGUGGAAAUAUAAGUUCUGAAAUCUGUAGGGAAGAGAACACAUUAAGUUAAUUCAAAGGAAAAAUUCAUCAUCUAUGUUCCAGAUUUCUCAUUAAAGACAUACAAAGUUACCCACAACACUGAGAUCACAUCUAAGUGACACUCCUAUUGUCAGGUCUAAAUACAUUAAAAACCUCAUGUGUAAUAGACGUAUAAUGUAUAACAGGUGACCAAUGUUUUCUGAAUGCAUAAAGAAAUGAAUAAACUCAAACACAGUACUUCCUAAACAACUUCAACCAGAAAAGACCAAAACAUGGAACGAAUGGAAGCUUGUAAGGACAUACUUGUUUUAGUCCAGUGGUUUCCACAGCUGGCUAAGCCAGGAGUCACUUGGAGGCUUUUAAAUACAAAACAUUGGAGCUGGAGGCCAUUAUCCUUAGCAAACUAAUGCAGAAACAGAAAAUCAACUACCGCAUGUUCUCACUUAUAAGUGGGAGGUAAUGAUAAGAACUUAUGAACACAAAGAAGGAAACAAUAGACAUUGGAGUCUAUUUGAGAGGGGAGGGUGGGAGAAGGAAAAGGAGCAGAAAAGAUAACUAUUGAGUACUGGGCUUCACACCUGGGUGAUGAAAUAAUAUGUACAACAAAUCCCUGUGACACAUGUUUACCUAUGGAACAAACCUUCAUGUGUAUCCCUAAACCUAAAUAAAAGUUAAAAAAAAAAAAAAAA
This is a messenger RNA of Pan troglodytes (chimpanzee), 3009 nucleotides long. RefSeq names its product CXADR Ig-like cell adhesion molecule (gene CXADR). Gene Ontology annotation, biological process: homotypic cell-cell adhesion. Bases 119 to 1177 code for a protein of 352 amino acids. The transcript is spliced from 8 exons. Gene Ontology annotation, molecular function: cell adhesion molecule binding. Gene Ontology annotation, cellular component: basolateral plasma membrane; intercalated disc; bicellular tight junction. The record is from RefSeq and is a predicted model, not a curated record. Lineage: Eukaryota; Metazoa; Chordata; Mammalia; Primates; Hominidae.